AUGGCUUGUGUUGAUCCGCGCAAUAUCCCGGAGUCCUUCCUUCCACGGUCGGCGUCAAAAAAGAUGAUGAUUGAUGCUCUUGGGCUUCUAAGCGCCUAUGGUUUUAUUACUAUCCAACCUGGGAAUGGCUCCAUAACCCUACAUCGCCUGGUAUAUCUGGAAACUCGAAGCUGGAUGAAAAAGGAGGAACAAUUUCUAUCCUACAUAAGAAAAGCAUCAGACCGAUUGAACGAGAUCAUUGAUAAUGACCAUAUAAACCGACAGCUUUGGAGAGAAACAUGCCCCACGUCCUAUUCUUACUGGAGUGUGGAGACCUGCCUGGAUAGUGAUGGGAGGUACAAGGAAGCCGAAAAGCUGUUGUUGCAGGUGAUGGAGAUCCAGAAACAGGUGCUAAGGCCAGAACAUCCUGACACUCUGACCAGCAUGGCCAACCUUGCAUCAACAUAUUGGAAUCAAGGACGAUGGACGGAAACAGACGAGCUAGAGGUGCAGGCGAUGGAGGCCCGGAAACAGGUGCUAGGGCCAGAGCAUGCUGACACUUCCACCCUUGUUAUGUAA
Messenger RNA from Aspergillus tanneri, 558 nucleotides. Its product is annotated as tetratricopeptide repeat protein. The transcript has 2 exons. Lineage: Eukaryota; Fungi; Ascomycota; Eurotiomycetes; Eurotiales; Aspergillaceae. The record is from RefSeq and is a predicted model, not a curated record. Bases 1 to 558 code for a protein of 185 amino acids. Gene Ontology annotation, molecular function: protein binding.